Molecule: messenger RNA, 930 nt
Organism: Schizophyllum commune H4-8
Lineage: Eukaryota; Fungi; Basidiomycota; Agaricomycetes; Agaricales; Schizophyllaceae
Exons: 6
Coding region: 1-930 (309 amino acids)
Cellular component (GO): membrane
Molecular function (GO): transferase activity, transferring alkyl or aryl (other than methyl) groups
Source: RefSeq, a predicted model, not a curated record
AUGCUCUACAGCACUCCGCUUACGCAGUUCAUGGUCCAUGGCUUUCGAUCUCUUCCGACCUUCAGCACCGAGGCCGCCGGUUUUUUAUACACACUCUUCCUUUUCAUGAAGUCCGAUGUCACGACGACUAUAAUUCCUGCCGUUGAUAACGGACACUCGAAGGUCGCGCUCGGCGUCAGCCUCGUGGGCAUUCCCACCGCCAGUGCCUUUCUCGAAGGUCUACUAUGGCUGGCGCUGCAUUUGCUCGCCUUCGACAUUAUUGGCCUCGAUGAGGACCGCUUGUCCAAGCCCCAUCGUCCCAUCGCUGCCGGAAGAAUCUCCCUUCAGGCCGCUCAAAUUUUACACCUCCUUUUCUCCUGCUCAUCUCUCCUUCUAAGCGCGCGUUAUGGCCUGUUGCCGCACUCCGCCGUCUAUCUCGCAUGUGCCGCAGCCUACAACGACGGGAAUCUAGCGCGAUUUUGGGCGAGCAAAUCUGCGAUGAUCGGCAUAGGAUUGGGAAUAUGUUGCUGGGGGACUGUGGUGUGCUUCAAUCAGGGCCGGCCCCUGGGCCCCGUGGCCAUUCACGCGCUCGUCAUUGUCGCACUCCUGCUAGCCACGACGGUCCACGCUCAGGACUUCCGCGAUGUGACAGGCGAUGCUGCAAUCGGGCGCACGACGCUGCCGAUGGUUCUUCCGUCCUCAUUCGCACGUUUGUCCCUUGCUGUACUCCUUAUCUCGUGGUCGACAACACUUGUGCACUUCUGGGAGCUUCCAGCAGGCGUCGCUGGCUUACUGUACGCAUUGGCAGGAGUCACGGCAUUGUUUUUCAUACGUGGCGGGACAGAGAAGGCGGACCAAGAUGCAUGUUGGUGGUACAAUAUGUGGUUCACGGCCUGUUUGAGCUUACCUGUGUUCCAGCGACUACAGCAGGACCUCGAGCACAACCUGUAA